Molecule: messenger RNA, 1245 nt
Organism: Solanum dulcamara
Lineage: Eukaryota; Viridiplantae; Streptophyta; Magnoliopsida; Solanales; Solanaceae
Exons: 3
Coding region: 1-1245 (414 amino acids)
Molecular function (GO): nucleic acid binding
Source: RefSeq, a predicted model, not a curated record
AUGUUAAAGUUGGAAGAUGGAGUUGAGAUAAAUGACACCUUUCCAUCUGAACAAGUAUUGGCAUUAUAUCAUGACUUAAUUCCACGGUUUACCGAUGUUGCCAACUAUUUGGUUAGCGAUAUAGUGCCAUCCGAUUUAAAUGUUCAUCAACGCCGCAAGUUCAUGUCAGAUGUAAAGAAGUUCUUUUGGGAAGAACCAUACUUGUUCCAUGUUUGUGAAGAUGAGAUUAUUCAUCGGUGUGUACCUGAAGUAGAGAUGAUGAGUAUUUUAGAAGCAUGCCAUUCGUCGCCCAUCAGUGGCCAUCAAAGUGGUAUUCAGACAGCCUACAAGAUCCUAAAAUGUGGGUACUACUGGCUAACAAUUCAUCAAGAUGCUCAUGAUUUUGCCAAAUCUUGUGAUCACUGCCAAAGGGAAAGAGGAAUUUCAAGGAAACAUGAACUCCUACUCACCCCUAUUCUAGUAAUUGAAUUGUUCAACGUAUGGGGAAUUGACUUCAUGGGACCUUUUUAUAGGGUUCAAAAUAGUGUAGCAACUCCUUAUCAUCCACAAACUAGUGGACAAGUUGAAGUCUCAAAUUGUGAAAUCAAGAAAAUACUUGCAAAGACGGUGAUCACAAAUAGAAAGGAUUGGUCAAGGAAGCUUGAUGACACUCUAUGGGCUUACUACACCACAUUCAAGACAGCUAUAGGUAUGUCUCCUUAUCAACUUGUCUUUGGGAAAUCUUGUCAUCUGACCGUAGAGUUGGAACACAAAGCUAUGUGGACGUUGAAGAAAUUGAACAUAGAUUGGGACGCGGCAUCAAAGCAAAGGAUGAAUCAAAUAAAUGAGCUUGAUGAGUUUUGCCUAAAUAUAUAUGAGAGCGCAACCUUGUACAAAGAAAGAAUGAAGAAAUAUCAUGAACAAAAGAUUGAAAAGCGAGCAUUUGCGCCCGAAGACUUGGUCCUUCUUUUCAACUCAAGGAUGCAUUUAUUCCCUAGCAAACUCAAGUCUAAAUGGCUGGAACCACUUAGAGUGAGUCAAGUCUUUCCAUAUGGUGUGGUUGAGAUAGAAAAUAAGGAUGGUACGAAGUUCAAAGUUAAUGGUCAACGAAUCAAAGCAUACAUGAACAUAGAGGAUAAAUCAAAAUCGUGGAAGCAUGGAAGAGAUGAUAUAGUUCCAUUGAUUGCUGAGUUUGAUCUGCUGAUUAGAGUGAACAGAACUACAGACCCUAGGCUCAUUAAAGAUGUUACAAAACCGAUUGGAUAA